AUGGGUAUCUCGUGUGAGACGGAGCACUCGGCUCCAUUCACGAACAUUCCUCCACUGUCCCCGACCGGGUCGAGCAACAGCAGCCAGAGUGAGCAGAGCCUUGACGAGCCCGACUUCUCCGUGAAGCCGCUUCCGCUCCCACCGUCCCCUCUGCCUGCCAAGCCCGGCAAGGACGAUGGGAAGCUCCCGGCCUUGCAGAUCGUCCAGGGGGACUGUGACGGCCUGGACCCCAUUCCGGAGGACGAGCUGGACCCCGGCAGUUUCGACCUGGUCAUGCCCGUGGAGCAGAACGACUCGGGCAGUCUCAAGUACAAGCUGGAGAGGAGAUCCGAGCUCCUCUUCUCCAACAGCCACCUGCAGUCCAUCUUCGACGACUCGGCCCACCUGCACCGGUUUUCCAACUUCCUGCACGGCCACCGCCCCGGGUCGGUGCCCCUUCUGACCUACUUCCUGGACGCGUUAAAGGCUCUCCGGGCCAUCGAGUACAGCAACGCCGUGCUCCGACAGCUCGGCCCGCUGGCCGACUUUGAGUUUACCCACGAGUUCUACCAGGCGCAGCACACGAGCAAUCCCGAGCUGCAGGAAAAGGCCAACGCGGCGUUUGACAUCCUGGCGCGCGAGGACCUCCCCAUGUACAUUACCCACGUGUGGAUACAGACCGUCUCGGUGUCGAUUCGGCACAGAAUCAUGGGCACGCCGGGCAGCGCGUCCGAGGGACUGGCCGAGGUGUUCUGCCUCACCGACCCGUCUCGCCACGACAACCCGAUCGUCUUCAUGUCGGAAGAGUUCAACCGAACGACGCAAUAUGGAUGCGACUAUGUCAUUGGUCGAAAUUGCCGAUUCCUGCAGGGGCCGUUUACGAACCCGUUUAGUAUUGCCCGCAUUCGGGAGAAGAUCGAGGCUGGCGUGGAGCAUUACGAGACCUUUCUCAAUUACAGACGCGACGGAUCACCAUUCAUGAAUCUCGUCAUGAUUGCCCCCCUGUACGACAGCCGAGGCGCCAUCAGAUACUUCAUCGGGGCACAAGUAGACGUGUCAGGUCUGGCCAUGGGCUGCUACGACCUUGGCGCGCUCGAGAAAGUUAUCGACGAGGACGCAGCAGCGGAAGCUGGCAAGCCGCGACUGCCACAGCCCAAGGACGAGCUCACCCAGCUUGCCGAGAUCCUGGGGCCCAACGAGCUCGAGGUCGUGCACGAACGCGGAGGCGACAUGCAUCGGCUGCCGCUCCGGAGCGAAACCGGCUUCCGCUCAGACGAGAAAAUUGCCGUGGCGAAGCCCCCGGGCAGGGCAUCGUGCGAAAAAGCCACCGCCCACGCACGCGACGGCUCCAGGAACCGCGUCGUCCUGGGGCAACCGGCGCCGCGAGACCCCGCCGCCUUGAAGACCCAGGCCGGGACGACGGCCGCCUCCCUGGCCGCCCACCACAACGGCCGCCUGACGGGCGUGUACGAGCACUAUUUGCUGGUGCGGCCGUAUCCGUCGCUGCGCAUCCUUUUCGCAAGCCCCUCCAUGCGGGUGCCCGGGAUCUUGCAGUCGCCCCUGCUGGACCGAGUCGGCGGCUCAGAGCAGAUGCGAGACCAGCUCGUCGAGGCGCUCGCCAACGGGCAGAGCGUGACGGCCAAGGUGAAGUGGCUUACGAGCAGCCAGAGGCCGUCUGCCUCGCGACGCUGCGGUCGUCGGCAUGGAAAGAACCCGCACGGCAACCAUCCCCUGGAGGCGCAUUUGGAUGCAGACGACGACGACGUCGAUGCGGCCCGGGAGGCAGAGUCGAUGGGCCGGUCGCGCUGGCUGCACUGCACGCCGCUCGUGGGGUCGAACGGAAAAGUCGGCGUCUGGAUGAUUGUCAUUGUGGAUGACGAGUCGCAGCCCGAAAGCCUAGCCGCGAGGCGUAGUCACGCUGUGACGACGAACACGACGACGACGACGAAGCACCCGUCCGCCGUGUCGGAGCAAUGUCCCGAGAUGAACAGGAGCCAAGGUGCAAGACCGGCGACCCGACCGCGCAGAGACUCUGAGACGCUUGGCCGGCCUACCGCAGCCCCGUCGCCCAGGAGCGAGGACGCAUCCGCAGCCAAGACAGUCCAAAGCCAGCACUCUGCGAGCGGGCUGCGGGCGCCGAGGCCCUCUUUGAAAAGCCCCGGCGUCCCAGCCCGAUUCUUCACCCUCGACGCUCUCUCACGAGCCGCAACAGCAAGAAGAGCCGCCAGCGGGCCCGCCGCACCGGCUUCGGAUCCCAUUCCCCAGCGGCGCGACAGGUCUAGAAGCCGCCCGGCCGGCCCGGCAGAGGAGAGACUGGACAUCCCCGCGCAGUCGUGGCCCACGCCGCCCAACAGUCCGCGAGGAAGCAAGCAGAGCAGAACGCGAGAGGCCACGGCACGCGUGCCCUCGGUCAUCCACGAGGUCCCUGCCGGAAAGAGCGGCUCCAGAAGCCGCGGCAGCCGCGAAGCGGAUGCAGUCUCCCUGCGGAGCCAGGCAAGCCAGCUGAGCCAAAGCUCGGCAUUCACGGUCAAGAUAGAGGAGGCAUCGUAA
Molecule: messenger RNA, 2529 nt
Organism: Ustilaginoidea virens
Lineage: Eukaryota; Fungi; Ascomycota; Sordariomycetes; Hypocreales; Clavicipitaceae
Exons: 3
Coding region: 1-2529 (842 amino acids)
Cellular component (GO): nucleus
Source: RefSeq, a predicted model, not a curated record